Lichtheimia ornata is the source of this 2268-nucleotide messenger RNA. RefSeq lists its product as uncharacterized. The record is from RefSeq and is a predicted model, not a curated record. Lineage: Eukaryota; Fungi; Mucoromycota; Mucoromycetes; Mucorales; Lichtheimiaceae. Bases 1 to 2268 code for a protein of 755 amino acids. The transcript has 4 exons.
AUGCUCUGCUUCGCGCUUUCCGCUAUUGCUCUCUGCUUUUCUGAACCUACUCUUCUUCUUGCGUUUCCUGUUGCUUGCCUUGUGCAGCUUUUGGGUGUCCCUGCCGCGUUCUCGUUUGCCUUUGGCUACGUUCUUUCCCACUUUUGGCCUUCUUUUGUUGCCUGUUGGUCCUCUCUUGUUGCCUUCUCCAUGAAGUGCUUUUCUGUUGCCUUCUUCAAGAAGUGCUGGGCUUUUGCCAACCCUCGUCCUAUGGACCGUUUACCUCAAGCAAACCCAACCUCAAACCUCAAGUCGCCCGAUAGCCCACCUUUGGCUGGCCUUGUUGUUACCUGUCUCUCGUCUCGUGCUGAUGGUCUUGAAACCCUCUCUGUUCACGCUGUUCGCUUUUCUCCUUCUUUCCGUCCUCCUGCUGGUGUUCCUUGUGUUCACGAUGGCAAGAAGGUUGUCUCUGGUUGCUGUGCUGGUCUUGGUGUUGCUCCUUCUCGUGCUCCUGCUCCUGCUGUUGGUGAUGUUGUUGUCUCUGCAGGUGACAAAGUUGUCCCUGAUGCUGCUGUUGGUGUUCCUCCUGUUGUUGUCUCUGCUGGUGCUUGUUCUGUUGGUGUUGACGUUGCUUCUCGUGGUGUUGCUCCUGAUGCUGAUGCUGGCGAAGAUGUUCGUGCCGUUUCUUCUGUUGCUGUUGUUGACGAUUCUCUUGGUGGUGAUGUUGAAGCUCUUGGUGUUGGUGAUGACGCUGUUCGUGGUGAUGAUGACGCCGUUCUUGGUGAUGACGAUGCCGUUCUUGGUGACGAUGACGCUUUUGGUGAUGAUGAUGCCGUUCUUGGAGACGAUGACGCUUUUGCUGCUGGUGCUGAUGAUGUCGCUUUUGCUGCUGGUGAUAACUCUGGUGCUCUUGCUCGUGAUGACGACGCUGUUGGUGUUGGUGCUGAUGAUGCCGUUCUUGGUGACGAUGACGCUUUUGCUGCUGGUGCUGAUGAUGUCGCUUUUGCUGCUGGUGAUGACGCUGGUGCUCGUGCUGAUGAUGCCGUUCUUGGUGACGAUGACGCUUUUGCUGCUGGUGCUGAUGAUGUCGCUGUUGCCGUUGGUGAUGAAGAUGAAGCCGUUGCUUUUGGUGGAGAAGAUAUUGAUGACAUUGAUCUCCUCUGUGUCUUGUUCCGGUACUUGACUACCGAUGACCCAUUCGAUGAAGACACACACAUGGCACCUCCCAUCGAUCGCCGCUAUGUGGAGCCCAUUGAUGUGAUGGAAGUCGAUGACGACUUGCUUUCGGUGAUGUCGGUCCGUUUGGACUCCUCUCCAUUCCUUUACAAUGACGAUAUUGACGAUCCUAUUGAGAUCGAUAUGCCAUCUCCUGAACUUCCUCCUCAACCCGCAACACCUCCUCAAUCACCUCCACCAUCACCAACGCCCGCCCAUAUCGAGGUUGAUACAACAGUCCUUUCUCCCAUUGUCACUCCUUCCGCUGUCACCACUACCACCAUGCCUACCGCUACUACUACCACCAUGCCUAUCACUACCACUACCACUGAUACCGCCACUGCCACCACCACCAAUACUACCGCUACUAUGACCGUCACCAUUCCUUCACCUGUUCCUGUCACCACCACUAUGUCUCCUACAAUUAUCGCCACCUCUAUGCCAUCUCCUAUUCUUGCCGCCACAACUAUGCCUAUUACAACACCUGCCACCAUUAAUUCCGCAACACCUUCACCAACACUUACCGCUGCUCCUAUCGCCAUCCCUAUGCCAACCACAUCUCCUAUCGCUACAACUAUGUCAUCUCCUAUUCUUGCCGCCACCACUAUGCCUACAACUACUCUUGCCACCAUUAAUUCCGCCACCCCUUCACCAUAUCUUACCGCUGCCACCACCACCAACAUCCGCAACACCACACCCUCAUCAUCACCACGUCCGCAAUCACCUGGUGAACAACAACAAAGCCAGCAAGAGCAGCAAUUGGCAUGGGCUGAAUUUGCUGCUUGGCUUGCAGUAGCCACUGAGGACUUGGAUUAUGAUCCAGAGCAAGAGGAUGAUGAUGAGGAGGAAGACGAUAGCGAUGAUGAUCAAGAUGGCGAUGACACUGAUGAUGACGAUGACGAUGAUGACGAUGGUGAUGACGAUGACGAUGAUGAAGAUGGCGAUGACAGUGGUGACGACUAUGGCUACGACUACUACUACGGCGAUGAAGACGACGAUGGCUAUGGCUAUGUUUUUGACGACCACGACAACGAUGAAGACCAGUAUGUCUAUGAAGAAUACGAGGCCUUCUAG